This is a messenger RNA of Lachancea lanzarotensis, 3258 nucleotides long. It is a transcript of the gene JSN1, whose product is annotated as LALA0S12e01948g1_1. Lineage: Eukaryota; Fungi; Ascomycota; Saccharomycetes; Saccharomycetales; Saccharomycetaceae. The coding region runs from base 1 to 3258 and encodes 1085 amino acids. Gene Ontology annotation, molecular function: RNA binding. The transcript has a single exon. The record is from RefSeq and is a predicted model, not a curated record.
AUGGAGAAGGGUAAGUCGUCGCAGAAACAGGGCUUGAUGCAAAUUCCAGAAGCCAUAGACCCCGGAAUAACGCUGCCCUUGUAUGAAGAAGAACUCAACGCCAGUGACCCAAAUCAGCCUCAGAAACUAGGCUCUUACCGGGUCAGAGCCGGCAAAUUCUCCAACACGCUAAGCAAUUUGCUGCCCAGCAUCAGUGCGAAACUGCAUCAUUCGCGUAAAGCGUCCGGAACGCAAAAAAACUCACCCGACCAAGCUGUCAGUGGAUCGUCGAGCAACAACACGUCAAGGUCACAAGUAAGCCUUUCCGGCCAAAUUACGCCUCCGGCUGCGUCCCAACCAAUGCCGGAAGACCCGUUUUUUGGCACUACGGUGCUACCCCGGAAUUCCGGCGAGUCGUUUUCGUUCACCACCGGUGGUCAAAAUCUGAACGCCACAAACUCGACCAACGUGUCACGAACCAGAAACAACACGGUAUCUUCGCAGAUCACCUCACUAUCGGGCAUGCCGCAGACCGCGGGCAGUCUGUGGUCCACAAACACUUCGCCAAAUGAAGCACAUGUAAUUUCAGGCAUCGCUAACCCACCUUUUGCGUCAGCCAGUCCGCUCAACGAUUACUCUUCCAGUGCCUACUUUGAUGUGGCCAAAACCGGGGGAACCGGCGCCACUCAUCACAACACAAACAAUUUAACGGUCCCAGGCAUGGUUACAGGUAUUGUCCCAAACACGGCAAAUGGUAACGCCGGUAACAUCUGGAACACUCGACAAAGAUCUCAUUCUAACGCUUCAAGUAUCUACACAGAUGCUCCAAUUUACGACAACAAAGCUGUAAAUCGUUCGAGGGCGUCCACUUUUGGACUGGGGCUGGAGCCGGCCCCGUUACCGGCACAUAACACGACAGGUACAAGGCAACUCACGCCUCCUUCACCAUUAGUAGCAGAUGAGAUUGACCCCAGAUCCAUCAACUGGGUGACAACCGACCCCUCUGUUCCCGCGAUAAACCAAAUUUCUACACUUCUUCCAACAAACACUGUGUCCAUAUCCAACGUCUAUUCUUUGCAACAACAACAGCCACAAGUAGCCGAUGCCGUCAAUUUAACUAGUAUGAGCUUGGCCACGCUGUGCAUGAAGUUCGGUAUUGUCUUGUCCGCGAGAACACUCAAAAGAAUAAAUAUGGCGCUCGUUGAGUUCGACACUGUAGAGUCUGCAAUGCGCGCAAAAGAUGCGUUGCAUGGCAAGGAAGUCUCUCUUGUAGGUGCACCAAGUUCUGUUUCGUUCGCUAAGGUCUUACCUAUGCAUCAGCAAGCGAUGUCUUCUUCGCACUCCUUGGCAAGCAAUUCGACCACCAUGAAUGGACCUCAAUCGCUGCUGCAAGAACAACUUUACAGUGGAGCUUUGACUUUUCAGCAACAGGGCAAUAUCUCGAUUCCCGUACUAAACGGACCCGCCCACCAACAGCAAGUUCAGCCUGGCGCAUCGCAGCCCCACGUCCAAUCACAGUCACAACAGCAGCCAAAUGCAAACGCAAACCCAAAUUCAAAUCAUCAUGGUUCAGCGUCCCAUGGUAGUUCCGAAAAGGAGCAUUGUCCUUUUCCCUUACCACCACCAAAUUUUUCACAACACAUUCAAGCCAUCGAAGAUAUUAUCAACUCAUUUGGCGCAAGUCACGAUUCUGCUCAAACGAGACAUAUCAUCAACAAUGCACUACUGUGCAAUGGAACAAGCGACACAGCGGAUUUUGGUCCAUUACCGGAUCCCUUACCCAACAGAGAGUUUGAUGCUCCUAAGCUUCGCGAAAUUCGUAAAGCAAUCGAUUCAAACCUCAUGAGCGAGCUAGAAGUGGAGCAGCUAGCCAUAGCGAUGCUGGACGAAUUACCAGAGUUGUGCUCUGACUAUUUGGGUAAUACAAUCGUGCAAAAACUCUUUGAUUAUUCUUCGUCUGUCAUCAAAGACAUUAUGCUUAGACGAACAAAUACGUUUUUGACUUCGAUGGGUGUUCACAAGAAUGGUACUUGGGCAUGCCAAAAGAUCAUCACUAAAGCUAAUACACCAAGACAAAAGAUGCUAGUCGCAAGGGGCGUGGAAAAGUACUGUACACCACUUUUCAAUGACCAAUUUGGAAAUUAUGUCACUCAAUGCGUACUAAAAUUUGGGUUUCCUUGGAAUAACUUUAUUUUCGAACACAUUAUAUCGAAUUUUUGGACAAUCGCGCAAAAUAGAUACGGUGCAAGAGCUGUACGGGCUUGUCUGGAGGCCCACGAUCUGAUUACAAGGGAGCAGCUGCUCGUACUCAGCGGCAUGAUCGUCUUGUACACCGAAUACUUGGCCACAAACAGCAACGGCGCUUUACUUGUUACUUGGUUCUUGGAUACAUGCACUCUUCCUCACAGACAUUCAAUUCUUGCUCCACGCCUUGUUGCGAACAUGGCAGAGAUGUGCUGCCAUAAGCUUGCAUCUCUGACAGUUCUAAAGGUCCUAAACUUUAGGGGCGACGAGAGAGCCAAACGACUAAUAAUUGACACCAUCUUCGGAAAGAAAGAUACUUCGCAUCCCUCCCCACUACUGUUUCAAAUUCUCUGCGAUACAAAUUAUGGGCCAACAUUUCUUUACAAGGUUCUUUCGAUGUCUCUACUCGAGGGCGACGUCAGAGUGCAUGUCGUGCAACAGGUGCGUCGCGCACUCAUGGAGAUUAACCCAACUCAGCAGCAUCGUCGUUUGAUGGAAGAAGUGGGUCUUGGUGGAACCGCUGUUGCAUCCACCAUAACGCCAGCGGUGUCCGGCUCUUCCAAGCACCGCCCUAGUAUCUCUCAAGUCUUCAAUAGCGACGGAGCCAGUCACGCGCGCAAUGUUUCGGUGGGAAGUAAUAUGAGCAAUGGGUCUCGUCCCCGGGCGCUUUCUAACAGCGGUUUAGCGGCCGUUCCUGCCGGCACUGCUACUGCUUCGGUGUCAGCAUCAAACCCGGCUUCUCUGAACCUAAAUCCCCAAAAGCCACCUCCAUCUGUAGCGACCGCUGGCUACUACAAUUACGCCGGUGGAGUUUACCCAAAUCCAGGUGUAGAUAACAGGGGCAUUUACGGGGAUGAUGUUACCUCGCAAUUCGACAUGCUGAGUUUGCAAAACGGCACUCAGAUUUCUCUCCCACAAAUAAGCAUGAGCAACAGCAACACAACGAAUAAAUCCGCUAACAACAACAAUAACGGCAAUUAUCUGCACCCUUCCAACAGCAACACCGGGUCACUAUAUGGGAACUACGGAUAUUGA